UUCACCUGUGCUCUGACCUCUGCAGGGAUCACGUGUUUGCAGUGAACCUGACGACAGCUUCAGAAGAGUUUUUCCCUCAGCUGAAGCUGACAUGGCGAUCUGAAGACGUCAGCAAGUGUACGGUCAGAGGAAAGAAUAGCGACGAGUGCUACACAACUACGUCAAAGUGCUGGUGCCGCGAGAUGACGAAACGCUGUUCGCCUGCGGUACCAACGCCUUCAACCCCACCUGCAGGAACUACAAGGUGAAGUGUGAAAGUGAAUACUACUUCCCUGAUGGCUCCCACAAGAUUGCUGACAUCCUCG
Molecule: messenger RNA, 305 nt
Organism: Notothenia coriiceps (black rockcod)
Lineage: Eukaryota; Metazoa; Chordata; Actinopteri; Perciformes; Nototheniidae
Product: semaphorin-6C-like
Exons: 3
Source: RefSeq, a predicted model, not a curated record